Molecule: messenger RNA, 1430 nt
Organism: Vombatus ursinus (common wombat)
Lineage: Eukaryota; Metazoa; Chordata; Mammalia; Diprotodontia; Vombatidae
Exons: 4
Coding region: 437-733 (98 amino acids)
Source: RefSeq, a predicted model, not a curated record
AUGCCUGCGUGGGUUCUUUUUCCAACUCUGGCAAAAACCACUUUCCUUCUCCCCGUCCCUCCACAUAUGCAUUGAUUCUUUCGGUAUCCUGCACCUUCCCUAGGGCUAAAAGCCUGAGCCUUCCUUACAGCGCUGAGACCAAGAGAGAAAGGGAGGCUUGCCUCCUUGGGUCUAACUCUGCUUGAUCCCCUGGGCAUCUUGUCCCCUAACUGGGAGAUUUCUGCUGCUUGGAACCACGGCUGCCCGAUGCCUUCUGUUGGAUAGCACCUUCUCCUCCCCCUUCCGCACUCCACUGCCUGCAGGAAAUUGGAAUGACACACACACGCCCAAACACUUCUGAUCCCUCUGAGACGCAGUGGGCACUGCUUUGGAAGCCCAGGCUCACCCACGUGGGAACGGAGAGACCCACCCCCGGAUUACGGCUGGAGCCAAGGACAUGCCGGGGUUGAAGAGAUACGAAGUGGCGCUGGAGGCAGAAGAGGAGAUCUAUUGGGGCUGUUUUUAUUUCUUCCCUUGGUUGCGGAUGUGGCGAAGGGAAAAGAGCGCAGCACCCCCCCAGAGGCAGAAGCUGGAACCCCUUCCCCGGCUAGUGAGCUGCCUGUCCAGGGGCUUGGGCCCCCACCCUUCCAGGCGAAGCAGUCCCCGCCAUCCGGCAGUGCCGCCCCGGGGGACCCAGCAAGCAUCAGUCUAUCGGGCCGGGGCCCAGCCGCUCCCCAGCAGUGCCGUGGAGUAAAGGAUUUAACCUGGAUCCUGACUCUGCCAGCCAGUCUCUGCCGCUGCCGCUGUUGGGUGGGGGGAGGGAAGAGGAAGGGAACCACCAUGUGUGCGGACUGGGUUUGGUGCUUAUGUUUCCCUUACCCCAAGGGGAAGGCUGUGGGUUUGAGAGAAUCGUUACCUUUCUUCUUUCACUCUUCUCCUACCCCUUCGAGCUGCAGCAGUCCCCCCUCCUCCCCAAAUCAAUGUCGUUGACCUCAUCAGGGACACCUCAUCAGUAUCAGGAAUCCCCCUUCAAGGGGCCACCAACCAGUAUCACCAAUCGCCCUCAUCAGUGAUCCCCAAUUAGUACCUGCGACCCAUCCGUGAAAUUCAUCAGAAGCACUCCAUCUGUGAACCACCAUCAGGGAUUUCUAUUAGCAAAUAGACAAUGUCACGGAAUCCCUGAGUGAGGAACUUCUUUUGGCCUCAGUUUCUUCAUCAAUAAAGUGAGGGGGUUGAACUAGAUAAUCUUUAAUGGCCCUUCCAGUUCUAAAUCCUAUAAUUCUAUAAAGUGUGGGGAAAUGAAACACGUCUACAACGGACUGGUACCACACAGUUCUAUUCAUUCCCUAGCCCCGGUAUUGACAACUUGCAACCACUACCAGCGACGGCCACAAGGAGCAAACCAACCUUUUUUCUACUCAGUUCCUGGAAAACUAUUUUGGUUUAAAGUU